GGCUCUCGUUCGCUCAUUAUUUUCGCCGCCCUUCUUUCAACCCUUUAAUUUUCCAGGGGAAGAAAUUUAAGCUCCAGGGCCUUGGAAAUCUUAAUAGUCUGCCGCUGCACUCUGUCAUCAUCAAAGACAUACAAUACAUAAUUCAAAACAGCAGUCCGUUCCAUUCGGAAAGGACAGGCGUUACGAGCCAAUGCCGAUGGGCGACCAGCACCACAAUCUUUAUCACGAUGAACAGCCGCUGGGUGACGGCCAGCAACCACAACAGGCGACACCGGUAUCCCACCUCCAGGAACCGCCCACCGGCGCUUCUGCAUCCACGUCACCACAACUCUCCAACGCGUCAGCUUCGCACAAACGGAAGCGAGACUCGAUCGACGAUUCCGAGAGUAGGGAUGAAGGGAGGUCUGUACGGGAGGGAAGUAAUAGUGGUCGCCGAUCCUCUUUUAAACAAGCUUCCCCAAACCUUUCCAACUCUGGAUCCUUUAUCCCUGUGAAUACAAACUCCAAACAAAAUUCUUCACCCAGCCCUGCCUACAAUUUUCAUCCAUCCGCAGUCCCCAUGAACGGCUCCACUAGUGCCGAGGCCGCAAACGCUGCUCUCGCCGCCGCGAGCGCAAUGAGUGGUAUGAUUCCCCAUAUGUCCUCCUCGGCGCCGUUAGGGUUUUCCCAGGGGGAUGGAGGCGGUGGUGGGAAGGGUCCGGAACAUUCUCUAGACGGCGGUUUUGGUGCGUUAUCACCUCCCCCAGCGGAAGCGCACGCUGAGGGGGUUGGCGGGAGCGGAGGUCAUGUCCCACCCCCCGGUAAUCACGGACAUUCGCAUCACAGCCAUGGGUCGCCACAGGGCCCAUCCAGCAAUCCAAAACCGCAAGUCGGGACUGAGGAGUGGCACAGAGUUAGGAGGGACAACCACAAGGAGGGUGAGUUUGCACCAUCCCUCCUGCGCAGCUGAAUAUGGAAAAUCCCUGUCUAACGCCUUUAUGUGAAUAAUUUAGUGGAGCGUCGCCGCCGGGAGACCAUCAACGAAGGCAUCAAUGAGUUAGCAAAGAUUGUUCCGGGGUGUGAGAAAAACAAGGGAUCUAUUCUCCAGCGUGCUGUUCAAUAUAUCCAGCAACUCAAGGAGAGUGAAGCGUCUAAUAUUGAAAAAUGGACCCUUGAGAAGAUCUUGACGGAGCAAGCCAUCGCCGAGUUGAGCGCUAAUAACGAAAAGCUACAGAAGGAAUGUGAGCGCGCUUGGAGGGAGGCGGAAACCUGGAAGAAGAGCUGUUUACAGGCCGGUGUGACUAGAGAGGGCGGUGGUCAGCCUGGAGGCUCAUCAUGACACUGGGCGGCAUCUUUCGCAGAUUGGUUGUUAAGAGUUGGGAUCAGUGCGCGAGUGUGUGGAACUCGGGAGCUACGAGGGCAUACAAGGGCAUUCAAUGGGUCGCGAGGCAGAAUGAUGAUGAUAAUAACGGUUGUUACGAUAAUUAUGAAGACACCCUGAGGAUACGAAGAAACACCCAUCACCACCACGAAUACUCUACGAAAGCCUAAGAUGGAUCUGCUUUGGUGUUUGGCUCUUGUUCCCCCCCCCCCCCAAGAAAAAAGCAAUCAUUUUUUCCAAGCAAACUUGCAGGAAUUUGUCCUUUUUUUUUUCUGUUUAAAAUUCUCUUCGGAGUAACUGCGGCCAGGGAGGCGAUUUGAUACCGACAGAUUGUUUUCUUUCCGCUUUGUGCCAUCUCCCUUUUCUUUUCUUUCAGGAAUUUCAUUUUCCAAGAGCUUUUUCCCGGGCCCAUAUUCAUCCUUGCGUUGUUUUCCCUUUCCUUUCCUUUUUUUUUUUCUGAGUCUGUCACCUUGUCAUUUUUUCUUUUUCUUGUCCAUCCAUUGUCUGGUUUUCACGUGACAUUCGAGGAGAUUUGUAGCUCACGGAGGAAGCUGGCUCUUGUUCUACUCUCACGAUUUGUGUUUUUGCCUGCCCCUCCGCUCCAUGCCCCCCUAUUUUCCCACCCGCCUGGUGUUUGCUUUCUUGUUAAAAAAGUGCCGUGUCUACGGUGUUUAUAGUUUUAUAUUGCUACCCCGGAUGGCCCCAUAAUGUCUUGAUAUAAAAAGUCCGGGUUUGGUUUCUUUUCUCCUUUCCUUUCCACCUCAAUUCUUGCGUCCUGAUGGUAUAACGGGGGAUUUUUUUUUUUUUUGGGUUGGCCCUUUGUUUUCUUUCCUGACUCUCUAGCUCUGAAUUAACUGACAUUUACCUUACAAACAUCCUAUCUCCGUACCUGUGUCCCUCCUGCCUAUCAAGAUACUAGCUUCUUGCUCACGUUUCGUCUGCUCCUUUUUUUUGUCGUUCCGUUUAGUAUUUGUUUUUUUUUGUUUUUUUUGUCAUUCUCUCGAGUAUAUCCCGUCCGGCAUUACUCUUUGCGUCUGUUUGCAGCGGUCGUUACUUGGUUAAUACUCUCCCCCCCCCCCCCUUUCCCAUUCCCUUUUUGCUAACCUUACUUACAGUAGCUCUUUCUUGUUCAGUCCCCUUUUGUUCUCAUUUCUCCGUAACGUUACGAUUGUUCCACUUUUUUCUCCAUUAUUUCAUUAUGAAAUAUUCUUUCAUGCUUCCUGGUACAUAUAUUUGUCACCCUCCAUCAAACCUCCUAUCCCAUCCACUCAUCCCCUGCCUUAUCAUGUUUUGUUAUUUUGUUAUGCUGUUUGUUGUUCUUUUUAUGUUGUGUGCUUUUUUUUUUUUUUUUUUUUCAAAUGUCAUGUGCUCUGUUUAUUUGUCGAAUCAAUUCAAUCGAUCAAUUCGUAGGGUGGGUGAGCAAGUGCCGGCUUGGCUGAUUAUGUUUGUGCGUUUGAAAGUAUUAAGUAUAGGUUGCAGCGGUGCGAUAUUGUACUGUACCUCGUCUAAACCUUCACAAGGUCCAAUUGUUCAAAUAGACCAAACAACCAGAGCAGAUAUACCGUACAAUGAUCCUUCCCCACUGUAAUUGAAGAGUCCUAUGAUUCCUUCCUUCCUUCAAGCACCCUGGAGUCUAUAGAGUGACCGAGAGCAAAACUACGGGUGCCCUACGCUACCCCACAAAAGCCCAAACCGCUUUCGAAGAGAGUGAGGAGGGGAAAGAAAGAAAGAAAAGCUAAUUUACCCUCCCACCUUCCCUCCAGAACUUCCCUGUAGCGUACGGUAUCACACG
Tuber aestivum (summer truffle) is the source of this 3152-nucleotide messenger RNA. The record is from the annotation of a GenBank genome assembly. NCBI's taxonomy places the organism in Eukaryota, Fungi, Ascomycota, Pezizomycetes, Pezizales, Tuberaceae.